AUGCGUCUAUCGGGCUUGCAGAAGGAGGUGCUGGCGCUGUAUCGCCAGUGCCUUCGCGAGUGCAGAAAGAAGCCUCAGAAUACCCGCGCUCACUUUGAAAAGUUUGUGAGGGACGAAUUCUCACGCAACUUGGCCGUCGAAAAGCGCGACUUUGCCGCCAUCGAGUUCCUGCUCCGCAAAGGCCAUCGGCAGCUCGACGUCUACUCCUCGCCUGGUAUCAAGGAUAUCAGCGUUGUAAUGCCAUCGUUCCAAAGGCAGCGGCCAAAAUCCCGUGUCAUUAUUCUUUCCAAACGUUCGAGCCGGGCGCAUACGCCGAUUCGCAAGGCUUCUCCCCCAAUGGCAUCUCCUGGAUCGGUAUAUAGCAGCGACACUGGGAUGGCUUCUGAGCAGCCGUAUGCUGAGAUGCCAUCCAAUGAGACACAUAAAUCGCCUCCAGACGUUGCUCGCCGCGACCAGCCCUGCAUUCGCCCAGCUUAUGACAUAAGAACCGCCUUCCGAGGCGUCAGUAUCAAGUCUCUCGACGGAGCGUCUUCCUUUGACCAAUCUUGGGUGCCAUCUGAACCAUCAGUUGAUUUGGAUUCCUUCCCACUGCCUCCUGCGAAAGACCCUCCGCAGCAGUCUGAAUACAACGUCAACCCUUUGAGUAUUCCUGCAAAACCAUCACGAAGCCAUAUACCAACGCUUCAAAAACCCGGGACGUCGACUUGCUCUGCAAGGACCGGCUUUUCACCCCCUCCGGUUCGACGGAAAGCUCACAUGCGUAUGCAUAGAGGCCCUCGUUCGUCGCAUAGUUUGCUUCUUGACGGCGCGGCUGAUUUUGCGAGCGCAUCGAAGCAUACGUCUAUCGACUCUGCUCUCGUCGAAGCCAUCUCGCGAAGCGUGUGCCAGCAACUGCGACUUUUUUCAGCCAUAUCAAAGAAUAACCAAGCAAGAAGCUUUUCGCGGCCAUUCAGAGAGCCAUCAUACAGCCAACAGGGCAAUCACUCACGGGCAUUCAACCAGCCAGAUCUGUCAGACAAGCUCGCAGGACGACAUGGACAAGCCCGGCGACCUAAGCAUUUAUGGCAGCACAUGAAUCCACCAGCAACACCAACAAAGUCUAAUAUAUCGUUACAUACAGUAUCCCCAUUGAUGCCCUUUCGUCCAGAGUUUAAGGCAGCAGGAUUAGCAGUGACAUCGAAGGACCAGAAGCGCGGCUUUCCAGCCUAUAUUGCAAGACUCAUCUCGACAAGGUCAACCCAGAGACGUGCCAAUCGCUCCGGUAGCAAACACUCAAAGGUGCCGAAAUUCGAUGGCCUCGAAGAAGAGGACUCCAGCGGGAGCUCAAUGAGCCAGAUAUCAUUUGCCCCUUCACAAGACAUGGAUGAGUGGAGGUUCGCGCUCAUCGACGAGGCGCCUGUUCGAAAACAGAAGAGGCGGGCCGCAAAGGACAAGGGGAAAAGAAAGCGGCAUUGGUUUCCUUGCUUCACCCGGGAUGAAGAUUCUGUUGCGGAUGGGUCAUAG
This is a messenger RNA of Trichoderma aggressivum f. europaeum, 1503 nucleotides long. RefSeq lists its product as uncharacterized. Lineage: Eukaryota; Fungi; Ascomycota; Sordariomycetes; Hypocreales; Hypocreaceae. The record is from RefSeq and is a predicted model, not a curated record. Bases 1 to 1503 code for a protein of 500 amino acids. The transcript is spliced from 4 exons. Gene Ontology annotation, cellular component: mitochondrion. Gene Ontology annotation, biological process: mitochondrial respiratory chain complex II assembly.